Rattus rattus (black rat) is the source of this 3719-nucleotide messenger RNA. It is a transcript of the gene Mrs2, whose product is annotated as magnesium transporter MRS2. Bases 80 to 1432 code for a protein of 450 amino acids. NCBI's taxonomy places the organism in Eukaryota, Metazoa, Chordata, Mammalia, Rodentia, Muridae. Gene Ontology annotation, cellular component: mitochondrial inner membrane. The record is from RefSeq and is a predicted model, not a curated record. The transcript is spliced from 10 exons. Gene Ontology annotation, biological process: mitochondrial magnesium ion transmembrane transport. Gene Ontology annotation, molecular function: magnesium ion transmembrane transporter activity.
UGUCGCGGUGUACUGAUCUACCCGAGUUCCGGCAUGCCGGGCCGGCGUCUUAUUGCGGCUUCCCGAUUGCCCGCGCGCCAUGGAGUGCCUGCGCUACCUGCCCAGGCUACUGCCCCGCGCCGCGCAGUCCCGGAGGGUUCUGUGUAUGGCGGCGGUGCGCCUGAGCCUCGCUGCCUGCUGUGGCCGCGCGACCCCGCUGACCUCCGGGAGCCAGAAGGCGCCGAGCACACCCCGCACUGCAGGUGAUGUGUACCGGUUUAGAACCUCUGAUGCCUCUCAAGCUACUUUAGCCAGCGUGGCCCAGGUGUUUGCUGUGACAAAGUUUGACAAAGAAGGAAAUGUUACCUCUUUUGAGAGGAAGAAAACUGAACUAUACCAUGAGUUAGCACUCCAGGCCAGAGACUUGAGGUUUCAGCACGUAAUGAGCAUCACUACCAGAAACAACAGGAUCAUCAUGAGGAUGGAGUACUUGAAGGCUGUGAUAACUCCAGAGUAUCUUCUGAUACUAGAUUAUCGGAAUUUAAACUUGGAGCACUGGCUGUUCCGGGAACUGCCAUCACAGCUGGCUGGAGAAGGUCAGCUCGUUACGUACCCGUUACCGUUUGAGUUCAGAGCUAUUGAAGCACUCCUGCAGUACUGGAUCAACACCCUUCAGGGGAAACUAAGCAUCCUGCAGCCACUGAUCCUGGAGACCCUGGAUGCAUUAGUGGACCCCAAGCACUCUUCUGUCGACAGAAGCAAACUGCAUGUCCUACUCCAAAACGGCAAAAGUCUCUCUGAGUUAGAAACAGACAUUAAAAUCUUCAAAGAGUCAAUUUUGGAGCUCUUGGAUGAGGAGGAGAUGCUGGAAGAACUCUGUUUAACCAAGUGGAGUGACCCGCAUGUCUUUGAGCAGAGCAGCACUGGGAUUGACCACGCAGAGGAGAUGGAGCUGCUGCUGGAAAACUACUAUCGCUUGGCUGACGACCUCUCCAAUGAGGCUCGGGAGCUUCGGGUCCUGAUUGAUGAUUCACAGAGCAUUAUCUUCAUCAAUCUAGAUAGCCAUCGCAAUGUGAUGAUGAGGUUAAACCUCCAGCUGACCAUGGGAACCUUCUCGCUUUCACUCUUUGGACUGAUGGGAGUUGCUUUUGGCAUGAAUUUGGAAUCUUCCCUUGAAGAGGAUCAUCGUGUGUUUUGGCUGAUUACAGGGAUUAUGUUUAUGGGAAGUGGCCUCAUCUGGAGGAGGUUGCUUUCGUUCCUUGGAAGACAGCUGGAAGCUCCAUUGCCCCCUAUGGUAUGGACUUGGGGCUCACAGCAACACUGCUGGGUUCUCUUAAUCCUGGGCAUAGAGUCAGGCAGCCUGGGUUUCAGUGGCCACAGGCUUUGUGACCCUGUGCAAGUUCUCCUUCCUUUCCCUUCUGCUAAUCCAGUCUGCACUGUGUGCUUUAAAUGAUGUAGACAGUUAAGUGAGGUGAGAUGCUCACAGUGAAUCAGUUGGUUUCUGUAGAACACUGGCAGGAAUCAUAUGUUGAGACAGAUGCUCGUCACUCUGCAGGGCUUUCCCGUAGCUGUGCUGAAAUGCUGCGCUGUGCUGCUCUCAUGAGCGUAGGAGCCACCCCUCCUUUCCUCCCUUGUCUGUGGAGUCAGCGCUGCUGGAGGAAGUGCACAGGCACUGACCUGCAUGGUACCCACUUACCAUCUGGUUAGUGGCUUCUAAGAAAGACACACACUGAAAUUCUUUUCCUGCUUUAUUUAGAUGGCCUCCUUGCCUAAAAAGACCCUUCUGGCAGAUAGAAGGACGGAUGUGAAAAACAGCCUCAGGCCGGAAGGACUUGGAGCAGGCAGGACUAUCCUGGCAAGCCGAUAGCAGCAGCCUGGCAGACAAGGAUUUUUAUUCUUCUGAAGCUAUUAUCACUUUCUGGGGGAAAACGACAACUGGUGUUUAAAUUAUGAAUGACUAAAAAUACUGUGGCAUUCACAGUACUAAACUUGAUCGCAUUCUCAGAAUUCUUUGAGACAGUGCUUUCUUUGUAAAAGGCCCAAACCCUAUGUCCUACCAACUUUGAAUACUGUUUAUGGGCAUUUUAAAGUAUCGAUUUAUUUACUGUGAGUAGACUUAUCUAGAUCAGUGCCACUAUACAUAUGGAGGAAGUGUAGCUUUGUGCUGACUGCCCAGGGACUCAGCAGAGCCCGUGGCCCCGCACAGAGAGUCACAGUCCUGUCAGUCUCGCUCGGGGAGGAAGGCUGGUGGAUCACUUAGCCUUUUGGCAAAUUCUGGAAUGUCAGUCCUUGGUGGAACUUUACUUCCAGGUAUUUGCUUUUUUUUAUAUAUGAUGAAUAAAAAAGAGGUAUAAUUUAAUGUCAGCAUAUUUAGAUUCCAAUUAAGCAAUAUUGUUACUAUUUUUUGAUUAAUUAUAAAUAGAACUAUGGAAAGUUAAGUUUAAAGUGUUUAUUCUCUUACAAUUUUAUAGAUGUUUUGAUCAUUGCCUGAUUUGAGAUUGUCAUGCUACCCCCUCCCCAAGAGAAAAUGUAUACAGCCAGCUAAUGUGUUUGCCUUCCUCUCAAAGGUUAACAGAUGUGUUUGUCAAACAAGAACAUAGCUAAUGUAAGAAUGGUGGAAACGCUGCCUUCCCAAUCAGAAGCUCUCAUUUAAAAUAAAUGGCAAGGCAGGACAUGGUUGGUCCCCCACCUGUACUUCUAGUCCUUGAGAGGCUGCAGCAAGAAGGUUAGGAAGAAUUUGAGGCCAGCCUGGGCUACAGAGUAUGUUCUAGGCCAGUGACUGUUACAGAGUGAGGUCCAGCCCACCUGGACUAUAAAACACCAGAGGAAGUGGGGCUGCAAGUGCUGCUCGCUCGCUCGCUCGCCCAGCAUGAACAAAGCUGUGGGAUCAGCCCUCUAACUGCAUGGUGAAGAGUCAAAUUGCUGAUACCAUUCAGCCUGCCUUUGUGUGUUUUCAGGAUUCACACAGUUGUGUGCUAAAACAUUACAAUAACCAAAAAGUGUGCUUCCCUAAGUAGUGCACUUGUAAGACUGUGGUAAGGCCAGAGCAACUCUUAGCCUGCAGUGUAGGAAUAACGAAGAAGUGUGCCCACCCCAGACUGUGGGUGUCCCACAGGCUUACUGGGUACUUAAGUGAUGGAAGUAAAAAUGUUACUCCAGCAGAAAACAGGUUACAAGUGAGCUCCCCUCCUGUGUGGGGCUGUGAAAAGCUGGUCUAGCACUGAGCUGGCCUGGUGUCCCAGCCAUGAAAGACUUUCAUGGCUCUGAGUGAGAUGCUGGAAUGUGACUAUGAAAACUGUGGCAGCUGAACCCUUUGACAGCAUCCAGGAUCGUCUUUGAUGAUGCCCAGAUUUCACACCCCUCUUCAGCACACCCGAGAGCACCCCACUGCUGUGACCGGUCUUACACUGUGAUGUCUUAGGCUUUGUUCAGCUAAGAUCCAUGAAGAAUUGAAGUCCACUUGAUCCCAGGUCGGACAGGGCUGAAUCUCAUUUUUCCUUGUAGUGUUAGUUUAUGAGCUCAAAUAAAGUUUUGAUUAGUCAUGUCCCUCUUAGCAGAGGGACAAAAUGUAAUUACUUCGCCUUAGAUAAAAGGACGGAACUGGCAGUUUGUAAAGUUUUUAAAGGCGGUUAGGUCAGGUAGGGUUUGAGUGAUACUGUUCCUUAAAGGAAAUAUAGAAUAUCAAAUACUGAGUUUUUGUAUAAAGAUAUAUAAAUGCAUAAAGAUGGAAAACCAAUAUA